GUGCCUUGUUUGAGAUGAAGGGGAUUAUUUGUAGGCAUGUAUUUAAAAUUUUUCAAGCAAAAAACAUUAAUGUGCUGCCAGACAAGUAUUUCUUGGAUUGAUAGCAAAAAGACUCAAAGAGAAGAUAUACACUGGUCAAAAGUAGUUAUGAUAACCUGCGGAACAAUGCAGACGCACAGAGGCUUAACAACUAAUGACAGUUUAACCAAGUUGCGAAAGAACAUGAUCCCAGAAAAGGGUAAGAAAGUAGUAAGCCCCCAUGUCGUCAGGGGGAAAGGGAGACCCCCAACAAAGAGAAAGGUAGGAGCUGUGGAGAACGAUAUCACAAAGAGAAAGAAGAAACAUGUAACAUGCAGGAAAAUAUUCAAUGAUGAAGAACAAUUGCGUGCAGGCCCGGAAUCUGCAGGAGUUGCUAUUGUUGACAAUUUUGUUAUUGGAACCCAAUGUAGUUCUGUCACACCGCCAAUACCAUUGAGCAAUGAAGAGCGAUGUGCUGGUACUGAUCAUAUAUAACUGAAGACAUGAAUGCAAGCUUGAUGUGUCAUUACAUGGAAGAUGUGUGGCAGUACUGGUUUUGGAGUAUUUUUUUUUGUUGGGGAGUUUGUACCAAUGUUUUGGUUAUGCAGUUCUGGGAGAGUUGGUACCAUUAUUA
This is a messenger RNA of Juglans microcarpa x Juglans regia, 652 nucleotides long. RefSeq lists its product as uncharacterized. The transcript has 4 exons. The coding region runs from base 37 to 513 and encodes 158 amino acids. The record is from RefSeq and is a predicted model, not a curated record. Lineage: Eukaryota; Viridiplantae; Streptophyta; Magnoliopsida; Fagales; Juglandaceae.